CAAGCCUUUUGGAUUUCUCCCUUCCCUUUCACUUUUUAGAACCCGCCUCCCUUCAUUAUCAGCAGCCUUAUAAAUGCAGCCUGUUGAUGUUGUUUGGGAGUUCCACUGACACCACUCUACAUUAUCUCAGAUAAGACCACCAUACGUCCAGGCUACAGGCAAGAUGAGAGAGUUCAAGAGCAAGACAUUCUGGAGGGCUGUACUAGCCGAGCUUGUUGGGAUGACCAUGUUCAUAUUUCUCAGCAUCUCAGCUGCUAUUGGGAACUCAAACAACACCGCUCCUGACCAGGAGGUGAAGGUUUCUCUGACCUUUGGUCUGGCCAUCGCCACGCUGGCCCAGAGUUUGGGCCACAUCAGUGGAGCCCACCUGAACCCAGCUGUGACACUGGGCAUGCUGGCCAGCUGCCAGAUCAGCGUGUUCAAGGGGAUGAUGUACAUAGUGGCUCAGAUGCUGGGCUCUACUCUGGCCAGUGCUAUUGUCUAUGGAACCCGGCCAGAGGCAAAUACUGCACUGGGGGUCAAUGCUCUAAAUGGUGUCAGUGCCAGCCAAGGCGUUGGCAUCGAGCUCCUGGCUACCUUCCAGCUGGUCCUGUGUGUCAUAGCAGUAACUGAUAAAAGGCGGCGUGAUAUCACCGGCUCUGCCCCCCUGGCCAUCGGGCUCUCUGUCGCUCUGGGACACUUGGCAGCCAUCAGCUACACAGGCUGUGGUAUCAACCCGGCCCGAUCCUUUGGACCAGCUUUGAUCAUGAAUGAUUAUACAAAUCACUGGGUGUACUGGGUGGGGCCAAUGAGUGGAGGUGUGGCAGCUGCUCUGGUCUAUGACUUCCUCCUGUACCCCAAAUCUGAGGACUUCCCUGAACGUAUGAAGGUCCUUGUUAGUGGCCCGGUGGGAGACUAUAAUGUUAAUGGAGAGGAGACUGCAGCUGUGGAAAUGUCAUCAACAAAGUAGUGUUGUAAUAGCAACACCAUAUAGUGUAUAGGACUUUAGAUUGUCUACCUACAGUAUACUCCUGUAAAGCAUUGACAUUUCCUUUAGAGUGGCAGCAGUUGAAUUGUUAUUUCAAAAUAAUGAUAAAGAAUUUCAAAUAAGAGGAGCAUUUUUAUUAGUAUUAGGCCUGUUUCAUUGAAAAUCACACCACUGAACUGCCGAUUUAGUAGCCAAAUUGUCACUUGACUAUCACAGGAGGUUGGUGGCACCUUAAUUGGGGAGGACGGGCUCGUGGUAAUGGCUGGACCGAAAUGAGUGGAAUGGUAUCAAAUACAUCAAACUAAUGGUUUCCAUGUGUUUGAUACCAUUCCAUUUGCUCUUUUCCGGCCAUUAUUAUGAGUCGUCCUCCCCUCCGCAGCAGCCUCUACUGUUGAGUAUUCACUUCAAUUUCUAAACAUCUUUAACAAGAGUUGUUGGAACAUCUUGCUCUUUGUUCAAAUAUUUCCCAUAUCAGUAUUCUAUAUAGAGCUAUUUGUUUUUGUAUAUUUUCUAUGUACCUGUUUAUGGAAGAACUUUUUAUUUCUUGAUGUAUAUGUAUUUCUGUGUGCACUCUUGAAUUGUAUUUCACUUUUGUACGUAAAUAAAACACCAGAUGUUAACAGAU
Messenger RNA from Oncorhynchus kisutch (coho salmon), 1592 nucleotides. RefSeq names its product aquaporin FA-CHIP. Gene Ontology annotation, biological process: renal water transport; carbon dioxide transmembrane transport; hyperosmotic response. The record is from RefSeq and is a predicted model, not a curated record. The transcript is spliced from 4 exons. Bases 164 to 949 code for a protein of 261 amino acids. Gene Ontology annotation, molecular function: glycerol transmembrane transporter activity; water channel activity; carbon dioxide transmembrane transporter activity. Gene Ontology annotation, cellular component: membrane. NCBI's taxonomy places the organism in Eukaryota, Metazoa, Chordata, Actinopteri, Salmoniformes, Salmonidae.